Messenger RNA from Pseudoliparis swirei, 1752 nucleotides. It is a transcript of the gene atf1, whose product is annotated as activating transcription factor 1. Gene Ontology annotation, biological process: regulation of transcription by RNA polymerase II. Gene Ontology annotation, molecular function: DNA-binding transcription factor activity, RNA polymerase II-specific; protein binding; RNA polymerase II cis-regulatory region sequence-specific DNA binding. NCBI's taxonomy places the organism in Eukaryota, Metazoa, Chordata, Actinopteri, Perciformes, Liparidae. The record is from RefSeq and is a predicted model, not a curated record. Gene Ontology annotation, cellular component: ATF4-CREB1 transcription factor complex; nucleus. The transcript is spliced from 8 exons. Bases 182 to 1084 code for a protein of 300 amino acids.
GCCCAUUUCCUUUGGGAAAAAAAGUGGUCAGCUAUUUUUUAGCUGACAUCUUUGUAUUUUUAGCUGUUAGCCACUUCUGCUAAGUAACUUUUCAAGGCAUUUCUUACGCCAAAGUAUACACACGAAUUGCGCGAAGUCCACGUUGAGAACAACAGCAGUUACGCGGUCGUGAAAAGUUACUAUGGAAGAAGUACAGCAGGGCAGCAAUGGCACCGAGUUACAGACCGCUACCAUCACAUCCGCUCAGUUCUCACAGAUAGCCCAACAGAUGUCACUGGGUGGUGGUGCUGUGGCCGUUGUACAGCUGCCAGGGGGUCAGUUUCAGGUUCAAGGGGUCAUCCAGUCUGCACAGUCGUCAGUCAUUCAGUCCCCUCAGAUGCAAACUGUACAGGCCCUGGGUUCAGAUAGUGACGAUUCACAGGACUCAUCUGACAGUGAAUCUGUAGCCCAUAAUACAAGAGAAAUACUGGCAAGACGGCCGUCAUACAGAAAAAUCCUAAAUGAACUGUCAUCUGAGGAAGUAACACAUAUUGAGGGAAAGGACAGUCCGGUAUCCACAGUAUCCACCACCCAAAUCUACCAGACCAGCACCGGACAAUACAUUACAAUAGCUGCUAAUGGCACAAUCCAGCUUGCUACGUCGGGGACUGAAGGCAUUCAGGGUCUACAGGCAAUCAACAUGGCCAACGCUGGUGGAGUCCAGCAAAACACCACCAUUCUUCAGUAUGCCCAGACACCUGACGGCCAGCAGAUACUGGUCCCUAGUAACCAGGUUGUUGUACAAGGUGCAGGAGGAGAGAUGCAAACAUACCAGAUCCGCACAGCGCAGACAUCCAGCUCCCUCCCUCAGACCGUCGUCAUGACGUCUCCAAUGGGACAUUCUCAGGGCAAGAGCGAUGACCCAACAAUGAAAAGGGAAAUCCGGCUUGCAAAAAACAGAGAGGCAGCGCGGGAAUGUCGACGGAAGAAAAAGGAGUAUGUUAAAUGCCUUGAAAACCGCGUAGCUGUUCUCGAAAACCAAAACAAGACCCUAAUUGAAGAACUCAAAACAUUAAAGGACCUUUAUUGUGUUAAAACAGGAUAACCUGUUUGAAUAGAGGCUGCGGAAUGGGACAUUGUUUGGGAGCGACACCGCUCAGCCCUUUGGACAUGAACAGGGUUUCUGGGAACACUUAAUUUCAGGCUCCUGAAGUUUUUUUUACUCUGAUAUAAAAGUGACAAUUGAUGGCAGUAAGAUAUACUCAACCAAUACAUUUUUUUCCACCUGCUGUUUUUUUUUAUUUGCUAACACUAUAACAUUUAUAGUUGUGUACAUUUUAAUACUGGGAGGUUUGAAAUGGUGAGCUUUAACUUUGAGUCUCAGUUUGUAAAUGUAUCCCGUGUUUUUUAACAAUGUAUAAAAAUGUUGCUGUAUUUUUUUUAUCCUCCAACAGCAUCAGCAGAAUGUUGACUAUAAUUCACAGACAUUAUUCCUGUUUAUAUUGUGGACCAGCAAUUCCCCUCUUUUCUCUAUAAGGAGAUGUUACAAUUGUCAUUCCUUCUUUUUGUGCAAUGGAAUAUAAAGGGUAACAAAUGAUGACAUUCAGUGUAGUUUGUUUGGUUGUUUUUUGGCAGUUACUUAGACAAUCAGGGGAAAAAAGCAGUGUCCAGGUAAUAUUUAUUAUGUACAUCUUGGGAGGGCUUUGGAAAGAAGAACAAACUAUGAAAUGUUGCUGAUUCUGUAAAUAAAUAAAUAUAUUUUCACUCAAUAAA